Molecule: messenger RNA, 1557 nt
Organism: Naegleria gruberi
Lineage: Eukaryota; Heterolobosea; Eutetramitea; Acrasida; Naegleriidae
Exons: 1
Coding region: 1-1557 (518 amino acids)
Biological process (GO): protein folding
Molecular function (GO): ATP-dependent protein folding chaperone; ATP binding; ATP hydrolysis activity
Source: RefSeq, a predicted model, not a curated record
AUGUCUUCAAAUCUUCCAUGUGCAGAGAUUAUUUUGGAGGCUUGCAAAAAAUUGAGUCACAUUCUUGGUUCAAGCUUUGGUCCACUUGCUUUUCAUAAAUUAAUUAUUAAUUAUCAUCACCAUGUAUUUUCGGAUGUAAUUUAUUCAAAUGAUGGAGCAACAAUUAUGGAUUCACUUCCGAUUGUUAAUCCUAUCGGAAGAAUUUUAUGUGAUUUAUCAAAAUCUCAGGAGGAACAAGCUGGAGAUGGUACAACUGGUGUUGUUUUAUUGUGUUGUGAAUUGGUUAGAAAUUGCUUGGAGGAAUUACAUUUAAAACAAUUAAUACCUUUGGAUGUGAUUUGCAGUAAUUUAUCUACUUUGAAAAAUGUAUGCAAAGAGACUUUUCUGACUAUAAUGCAGAGAGACAGGGUCAUGAUGCAACAAUUUGUUACAAAUAAUUGUGAAAUUAUUAAUUUUAUAUGUAAAAAUUCAUUACAAUCUAAGGAAUUGAGAUUUCAUAUUGAACAUUUUAAAAGCAUUUUAACUGAAGGAUUUUCUAAUGGAAAUUCCAUUCCUAAACAUACUAAAUUUCAUAUUAUUGAGGGUGGCCAAUUGAAUGACAGUUUUGGAUUUAACGGAAUUUUUAUGAAUAUUUCACAAUCUUCAUUCUCAAAGAGAUACGCCUAUUCUAGUAGUUAUUUGGAUAAAUUAUCCAAGUGUAGAUCAAUAUUAUUGCUAAAGAGGCAAAAUUUAGAAAUGAAUCAAAAAGAAAAGCUAUUUUGGAGAAGUUUAUUUGAAUUGGGAACCAGUAGUAGUGGAAUAAUAAUUUUGAUGGAGGGAGCAUUCCCUUUUCAUGAUAUAUUUUAUAGUUCAGAUUCUAAUGUGCUGAUAUUUGAUAAAUUAAGCUCGAAACAUUUGCAAAAUAUAUCACAUUCUCUAAAUCUACCUUCAAUUAUCCCAGUUGGAUCAACCACCACAGUCGAGAAUGAGGAUCUCUAUAUUUUCGAGUCUUCUCCUAAUUUUUCAAUUUUUCAAAACGAGAUUUUCAUAACUAUUCCUAAUGUUUGUGACUUUUUUAAUAUUAUUAUUCGAGGGCCUUCCAAUACUAUUAAUGAGGAAUCCAAGAGGUCAAUUAAGGAUGCCUUCUAUGUAAUUAAAGGGUUUAUCAAUGAAAACAACUUUUUCAGUGCUUCCAAUACAUCAGAAUUAUGUGGAGGAGGAUGUCACAUUGAAAUGAGUAUAUGGAGAGAUGUCAGCAAUUCCUCAGUACUGUCCAAAGGAAUUUCAACAAUAUUUGCUGAUAGCUUCUUAUCAAUAGUGAGAUUUUUAUUGCACUCGAGUGGAUUCAAACAUGAUUCAGAAAUGAUAAUUUUACGAUUGGCAAGUGAAUAUUCUAAAAAUCCAAACUCUUUCUUUGGUAUUGAUCUUACCAAUCAAGAUUCACAAACUCCAAUAAUUUCCAACAUUAUAGAAGCUCAUAUCAUUGAAAAUCUCAGAGUCAAGAAAAUAAUGAUCGAGUUGGCCAUUGAAACAGCCAUAAAUCUACUCAGAAUCAAAUCAAUUGAUUUUACCAAUUAA